GACAGCGAGUUGAGGGACGAGCUGUGGUUCAUCGAGUUUGGUAGGGGUGCGGCGCUGCCGUUGACGCCCGAGGAGGCCCCAGUGGACGGAGAGCCGAUCGUGCCCUGCGCGCAGGGGAGAAUCGUUAUAGAAACAGCGCGGCCAGCGCAGCCCCAUUUUGCGACCUGCUCGACGUACCGGAGGCGGCCGAGGCUGCUGGGGGCAAACAGCGUGUCGAGUUUCGGGUACACGGACGGGCCCAAGGGCGCCGUGUCGAGGGGUGCAACCCUCCCUCAGAGUCCUGCAGCUCGACCCGAGGACCUGCGAGUGACCCCCUGGUACCUGGACGAGCCGCCAGGCACGCCCCUGGCAAACGACCACAGCUCGCACCCUCUCCUCCUCCUGCACCACGGGGACCGGGAAUCCGGUCGAGGGGACCUCUCUUCGACGCAGAACAGCAGCGUCGAGGGCGAGUUCCCUCGGCCUCCAGGUGCACUCCAGCGGAAGGCCUACAUGGACUUGAGGGACGCGAUUGCGCUGCUCGACGAGACCUGCCCGAACCCCGACGCCUCCGAACCCUCGCCCAGGACUCCGAGGACCCCGUUGACCCCCCAUCCGAAGAGCAAGAGGGCGCGGUCAAAGAGCAGCGACAACUCGUCCAGCUACAGCAACGAACGUCUCAGCGAGAAGUCAAUGGAUCCAUCGCGGAGUCAGGAGCGUGAGAAGAAGCGGCCCUUCCUGAGGAAGAUCGGGAUAUCGAAGACAGAGGACAGGCCCUUUCUCGCUAAGUUCGCGCCCAGGAUUAUCGGCAAGCCUUAUCUCGAGAAAAUUGGGCCCAGCAAGGCAGUGGAGAGACCGUUUCUCGAAAAAAUUGGGUCGUCUAAAACCGUUGACAAGUUCACGUUCAAUCUCCCCACGUCGAAGGCGCACUCUAACCCGAACGCUAAGAACCCGAUCGAGGAGCCGGUCAGGUCGCCAGCGCCCCGGCUGGUCCCGAGGGACGCGAGGAUCUCAUUCAGGAAGCGGUCAGGCAAGGGUCAGCUGCAGAAAAUGUACUCCUUUGAGACCGAGGAUUUGAACAGUUUCAAGGGUUCGAUGAGCCCGAUGAAGAGCCCGCGGGAUCCGUUGCGCGGUGCUUCUCUCGACGACGUCCUCGAGUCUGGGCCGAGCUCCCUGCCACCGCUUGACGUCACCGAAGAGCCGCAGGACUUCCCGGAACCGGAGGUUAAGUCACAGAGCGUUGCUGAGCUGGUAAAAUGCCGAAUAAUGUCCAGCGAGGAGAUCAUCUCCUCGAGCUCGUGCCUCAGCUCGCCUCAGGAAGCAGUCGGCUGGGGCAACUCGCCGAAGAGAAAAAAGGACGCGGCUUUGCGGACGCCAAACUCACCGACGAAGCGGAGGAUAUCGGGGGACUCUCCGGAGCCGAGGACGAAGGAACUGGCCGUCUUAAACCCCGGCGAAAGCUCGCCGACCAAGUCCAGGCAUCCCGUAUUCGUUCAGGGAAGCGCUACGCUUCCGAAGCAGAAGGACUCGGAGACCUCGCGGCGGCAGAGGUCCGAGGACAUUUUGGACAAAAUGCAAGAUACCCGACGAGGAAACGACCGCGCGAACUUUGAACGCCGAGGCAUAUCCUCCGACAACCUGAAACUCUCGAGGGAGAUGUUCAUCGCUGCGGCCUUCGAUCCGCCGUCGCGGUACCAGAGCCAGGACAUAUGCCAGCUGAGGAAGGAGACUGGGAGCAACAGGAAAUCGGAAUUCCCUGCUUCGAGCCAGGAGACGUCGCGGGAAGCGUUCAAGCAGCUCCACAGCAAGUUUGAGGCUGGAGACGGAUCUCCGUCGACGACGAGCUGCUCCGUCAGAUCGAGGCUCCAGCUCUACCAGGGCGAAAGAUCGGAGAACUCGACCUCCAACGAGCGCUCCGUCGAAGGCGAGGAGGAGGUGGCUCGCGGUGAAGAGGGAAGAGCCAGGAUGACUGGACGAACGGUGCGCUCGGUACUGAGGAAGCAGAAGAGCAUCGACCAGCAGGGUGACAUCCAGGAGGGUGAAGCGAAGUCGUUGCGCAAGCCGAAGCGGAGGAUAUUCCACGAGCCAAGCCAGGAGACUAUGGACCUUCUGACCGAACUGCGGAGGGUGAAAAGCCUACUGAAGACACCGUCGAUCGAGAAGCUCGACAAGCCGGAAGAGCUGCAGCCGCUCAGGUUCCCCAAGAAGGUCCUCCUUACCGAUCGAGAGUUCUGCUUAUCCAUCGAGCGCGAGAACAGCCUGAGGAGGCCGGACCCGGAGCCGGAAACGGCGGAUUCAGAGACCUGCACACUUCCGGGACCCGCGCUCUUCGAGAAAAGGUGCUUGUCGCUGGACUACGCCGACGAGGAAAAGCUGCCGAGACCGGAAACGCGCGCCAUAUCGCUUGCCUCGGCCAGGAGUCCGCCGUCCGAGACGGAGACCACGAAUUCCAUUGACUUUGGCCUGAUAUGCGACUCAAAGAGCUACUGUUCCGACGUAUUCAACACUCCGUCCGACGAGGUCGAGGCCUGCAAGGAGAAGACGCCAGAAGGCGUCGCAGAGAUCGACGUAUUCAGGGAUCAGAGUGAAGCGAAGCCUGACCGGAACCACUGCGCAGAGGUCGACAUCGCCAUUCCCAUCGACCAGAAGGCCAGCCCCAGACGAAGGGUUCAGAUUCAGGCGAGGACGAGCGACCUCUACGAGAUCAUUUCCCCCAGGUCGACGCCGUUCAGGGUCAAGAAAAGACUGAGCAAGAUAUCGGUCGAGGAAACGAUGAAGCAGGAGAGCUUCACAAUCGGGAAAACCGCCGUUGACUGCAGGUCAAUCGUUGUGCAGAAGAGGAACAAGUGCUUACCGUUAUAACACGCGGUCAUUUUAACAGGCUGACGUGAUCGACGCCGUUCGUUUAAGGAUCGUUACACCGAUGCGUCCGAAUCGAAAGUUAGGAAGAGAGCGAAGACCGUUUGAGAAAUCUUUAAUAAUGUCAUUUGUGCUAAUGAUGGUAACCACGAGGGAAAAAAGCAUUUUUACUAUGUGAUGUAAAUGAAUUUGAGCAAAGUCCAAUUACCCAAGACAAGAUAUUAUCAACUACUUGAGAAAAGGUUCAGAACCUUCAAAAUGAUUACACUGUAUUGGUUUUUAUCCAAUUAUCAUGGUUUUGGGCUCUUUUUGUUCACCACAGAGAUCUCUGGUGAUCGCUUUAAAAAUUUUACAAACAGUUAUCUUCAGAGUGGAUAAAAAUUGAUUAGCGCAAAUACAGUACAACCGAUGUUCGUGAAUAGUUAGUUAUACCAUGAUCUAAAAUUCCUUAAAUGUUUUACUGACGAUUUAUAAAUUUAUAGACAAUUGAUCAUUUCCAACGUUCUACUAACGAUGAACCUUUUCUGAAAUUCUUAAUUGUAUCUCAACUUGGACUAUUCGAAUUUGGUCAGAGUCUGAGGAUUUUUCGAUCGGCUCUUUCUCCUC
Messenger RNA from Diprion similis, 3444 nucleotides. RefSeq lists its product as uncharacterized. The annotation marks the transcript as partial. The record is from RefSeq and is a predicted model, not a curated record. The transcript has a single exon. Lineage: Eukaryota; Metazoa; Arthropoda; Insecta; Hymenoptera; Diprionidae.